Molecule: messenger RNA, 1429 nt
Organism: Hippocampus comes (tiger tail seahorse)
Lineage: Eukaryota; Metazoa; Chordata; Actinopteri; Syngnathiformes; Syngnathidae
Gene: commd2
Product: COMM domain containing 2
Exons: 6
Coding region: 116-727 (203 amino acids)
Source: RefSeq, a predicted model, not a curated record
AAAGGAGGUGAAGAAGACGAAGCGGCAAAGUGGUGGGGGAGUUGUCCAUCAGACUUCCAGGUUGAUGAAGAUUUUUUGAUCUCUAUUUGGUCUGAGGAACAUUCACUGUGACAUCAUGCUGCUGGUAUUGUCCGAGGAACAUAAGGAACACCUCAACUUCCUCAACAAGGUGGACGCGGCAGUGGUUGGAGAGUUUGGGCGCAUCGCACUGGAAUUCAUCAUGAGAGGAACCAGCCCCAAAGUCUACGAGGGAGCCGCAAGGAAGCUGUCGGUGCCUGUGGAAGUGGUGCGGCACGGCGUGGAGGGACUCAUGUACCUCAUGACCCAGAGCUCCAAACACAUGUUGUCUGAGGUGGACUUUGUGGACUCAGUGUUGUCAUUAGAGUUUGGUGAUGAGCUCAACCAGCGCCUCCUACAGAUGUACCAGCAGCACCGUAGCGAGAUCCGCAGCAUCUUGAGUCUGGUGUCCACCAGCUUGCCUGCUUACCACAACCUGGAGUGGAGGCUCGAUGUACAGUUGGCCAGUCGCUCCCUACGCCAGCAGGUGGCCCCCACUUUGGCCACCAAGCUGCACCUGACACACGGGCGCGGUUCUGGCACGGAGCAGAGCUGCCGGGUUCUCCACAUGGAUCUGGGGACCCUCCUGCACCUUAUCUCCAUCCUGGAGGGGGCGCUAAGCACCUUGAAGAGCACGCAUGCGCGUCGCAUUUUGCGAAACAUCAAAUGACGACUCGCACACGCUACAACGGCGUCCAGAUGCGAGUAGUGCCCUCAAUUAAUACGUACUAGUACACUAUUUUUUCCUCACUUUUAAACCCAGAAGAAUAACUGUGCCUUACUAGUGAUAUUUUUCCACAACUCGCGCCCCUUUUGUCGUACUAGUACAUGGACCAAACUGAUUUGUAUGAUGGCACAUCACAUUCAUAUCGUUAGCCAAAGAGUAUAAUCACUGAUUAUGUAAUUUUUGGAAGUUUCCACAAAACAAGGAAAAAAAAACCGCAAAAAAACUGAACUCACAAGAAGAAGAGUGCAGUCGGCUCGAUUCGACCCUCAAUCCUAUGAGGCGGACAAUAACCGAACUUUUCAUUGGCCCAAGCCAAUGCAGGGAGGAGGAGUCACUGGCACCCGUGUUGACAACAAGUGGAUUUUCAUGAUAGGGCAUCAUUUUUUGCAUAUUAAUGUGUGUACCCCUAAACCGCGACUCGUGGGAAGUGGAGUUCUGCACGCAAUAUUUCUUAAAUGUGUUAAAAAGAUGACGAUGCCAAUCGCCUUCACCUUACCCCUUCUGUCAUUAAACGCUGACUUUUUUUCUGUUUGACUAAUUUUAACUUGUGCGACUGAAAAUGUGAUGUUAAACUUGCUUGUACACUUGUUAACAAAGGUUGUGUAAUGUCACAGUCCUGGAAUAAAUGACUAUUUACAAUUCCUA